CAAAGGCUUUUCUUAGACUUCCAGUAGUAGGGGUUGGAAGCAAGUUUCCUGCCUCAGUGCACUUCGCAUGCGCUGCGCUGCAUUCACGCAAAUCGGACGUUUCUCAACGCCAACUAGAUGCAUGUGGCUAGACUGCGGUUUCUCCCUCGUCCAAUCCCUCUUCUUCUCGAACAACGGAUGGCAGGAUGGUUGGGAUUCCCCCUACACUACGGUUCAGGAACCACCACCCUUCUAUCGGCAAUCUCUUCCUUGUGUCUCAACCGGGGCGAUGAGGGCUUUUGCAAGGAUCGACCUGGCUUCGGUGGACCGGCCCAUCGACCAUUCCCUGUCCCGACUGCCCAUUGCGUGCGUGAGUGCUGGACCAGAGACCAACAACCAGCAUCGCCCGUUCUAGCUCAUUACCGCUGAACGGAUGGACGCUUGACAGUUUGCACUUCAAUCAAGUCCAGAAAAAAUUCCCACACUGCAGGAGAAAUCCGGACGAUCUAGACCUCUUUGGGUCAGAUAUGCCGUAGUACUGUACGCUUUUGAGCUCUGAUGACUACUGCUCGGGGCACUUGUUCGACGGGUAUUGGCUCAUUGAUGGUCAAUUC
Colletotrichum navitas is the source of this 593-nucleotide messenger RNA. RefSeq lists its product as uncharacterized. The transcript has a single exon. Lineage: Eukaryota; Fungi; Ascomycota; Sordariomycetes; Glomerellales; Glomerellaceae. Bases 68 to 394 code for a protein of 108 amino acids. The record is from RefSeq and is a predicted model, not a curated record.